AUGGCAUCUCUCCCGCCAAGCGUUGCUAAGUCCUUAGCAGAGACCAAGGUCGAUUACCGACUCCUAGGAGCAAGCGGUUUGCGCGUGUCAGUUCCAAUUGUGGGAUGCAUGAGCAUUGGCAACCCAGAAUGGGCGAACUGGGUGAUAGGGCCAGAAAAGGCGCUUCCUUUACUAAAAGCUGCGUACGAUCGCGGCGUUAACACUUGGGAUACAGCGAAUGUAUACUCGAAUGGUGAUUCGGAGCGAGUGAUCGCCCAAGCGAUCAAGAAAUACAAUAUCCCAAGACACAAACUGGUGCUGAUGACAAAAGCUUGGAGCUGCGUGGGAGAGGAACAGUUCCACGCAUAUCCCAUCUUGAGCGAACUAAGACGAACAAAAGAUUACGUCAACCAGUUUGACCUCUCGAGAUCAGCCAUAUUUACUGCGGUGAACAACUCCCUUGAGCGCCUAGAGACGGAUUACAUUGAUGUUUUCUGGAUUCACCGUUUUGACCCCUACACCCCGAUUGAAGAGACCAUGCGUGCUCUUCAUGAUCUCGUUACCGCUGGGAAAAUUCGCUACCUAGGCGCUUCCUCGAUGUGGACAUACCAAUUCGCAAUGAUGCAGUUCUGCGCUGAAAAGAACGGGUGGACCAAGUUCGUUGCUAUGCAAAAUCGCUAUAGUUUACUGUAUCGCGAGGAAGAGCGGGAGAUGAAUAAAUAUUGCAACGCAACCGGCGUCGCCAUCGUUCCGUGGGGUCCGCUUGCUGAAGGACAACUUGCCCGUCCUUUAAAGGCCCGAGGAACUACCGCUCGCUCCGAUAAUAACGACGAAAGCAUACGUCCGGAAUCGGUGGAAAUCAUUAGCCGAGUUGAAGAGCUUGCUACGAAGAAAGGGUGGACUAUGAGUCAAGUUACGUUGGCAUGGAUGCUUAAGAGAGUCACAAGCCCAAUCAUUGGCUUUAGCAGCGUCGAAAGAAUCGACGACGCUCUCUCUGUGCGCGGCAAGCAACUCACUGAGGAGGAAGAAAGAUACCUGGAGGAGCCGUACACCCCAGUGGAGGUCAACAGCCAUUUCUGA
Molecule: messenger RNA, 1059 nt
Organism: Talaromyces atroroseus
Lineage: Eukaryota; Fungi; Ascomycota; Eurotiomycetes; Eurotiales; Trichocomaceae
Exons: 5
Coding region: 1-1059 (352 amino acids)
Source: RefSeq, a predicted model, not a curated record